This is a messenger RNA of Cornus florida, 999 nucleotides long. RefSeq lists its product as uncharacterized. NCBI's taxonomy places the organism in Eukaryota, Viridiplantae, Streptophyta, Magnoliopsida, Cornales, Cornaceae. The transcript has a single exon. The coding region runs from base 1 to 999 and encodes 332 amino acids. The record is from RefSeq and is a predicted model, not a curated record.
AUGACCUUUGAUCCACAUCAAGAAACGCUCAGUCGAGGUGAAGCAAUGGAGUUUGAUCGUCACAAAGCUGUACCUCCAUGGCACAGAGAGUUCGUAGAGGACAGAUCAUUCGAUCCGACCUAUCGGCCUUCCAUGGUAACGUUCGACUAUCGCGGCUCAGAAAUGAGAUCUGUGGAUCAGAGAGCAACUGCGGGGUUCCAGAGGGAAAAUGAAGCCUUCCGUUCAGCAACUCGAAAGGUUGACUCACCGUUCACUGAUGAAAUUCUGAAUGCUUCGAGUCCGAGGAAAUUUUCCAUGCCCAUCUUCAUUCUGUUCGACAGAACGACCGAUCCGAUUGAUCAUGUGUAUCACAUCCAGUUGAAAAUGGCUCUGAACACUGAGAAUGAUUCCUUGAUGUGCAAGUGUUUUCCUACAAGUCUAGCUGGACCAGCCCUCAAUUGGUUUAAGAACCUGCUGAGGGGCUCAGUAGAUAGUUUUCGAAACUUAUGUGAUCGGUUCAUAAGCCAAUAUUAUGGAAAUAAGCGACCGACAAAGGACAUUUCAAGCCUAUUCACAAUGAAGCAGCAUGAGGAUGAGCGCCUCCAAGCUUUCCUAACCAGGUUUUACCUUACUAGGAGUAUGGUAAUUGAAUGUCACCCUUCUACGGCGGUUCAAGCAUUUAUACUGGCCAUGACUCGUGGCACUCCAUUCCACAUAAGCUUGGUAGUGAAUAUGCCGAAGACUAUGGAUGAACUAAAUGAAAGAGCCGAUGGAUAUGUGCGCUUAGAAGAAGAAGAGGCAGCAAAUGCUCGAAAAACAUCCGUCAUAUCAACAGAGGACAAAACCAAAGCAAAGAUCAGACAAAAGCAGGUUCAGCCACAGCGUUCUGCGUGGAAAUCUGAGAAGAGGCCCAGAGAGGAAGAGCUGGUUACUCCAUUGAAAGUCACCUUAGCAAGGCUAUACCAAGAAAACAAAGAUAAGUUCCGACCACCUUUACCAAUCAGACAACCCCUCGAAUAG